This is a messenger RNA of Hippocampus zosterae (dwarf seahorse), 3277 nucleotides long. Its product is annotated as tetraspanin-31-like. Lineage: Eukaryota; Metazoa; Chordata; Actinopteri; Syngnathiformes; Syngnathidae. The transcript is spliced from 6 exons. The record is from RefSeq and is a predicted model, not a curated record. Bases 207 to 845 code for a protein of 212 amino acids. Gene Ontology annotation, cellular component: membrane.
GUCCCCCCCCCCCAAAAAAAAAAAAACGUAGCCGAAGAGGAAAAGGACGGUUGCUUCCGGUCACGUGCCGACGUGACGUCACGCCCGCCGCCGACGUCAGGUUCGCUCUCCGCCCUCGUCUGAAGACCAGCCGAAAGCCGAGAGCCGGCGAGCGCUCCUUUUAUUUGGCCUUCCGACGGUCGCCCGGCCGAGCCGAGAGAGCCGCGAUGGUCUGCGGCGGCUUCACGUGUUCCAAGAACGCCCUGUGCUCCUUGAACGUCGUCUACAUGCUGGUGGGCCUGCUGCUGAUCGGCGUGGCGGCGUGGGGGAAGGGCUUCGGCCUGGUCUCCAGCAUCCACAUCAUCGGCGGCGUGAUUGCCGUGGGCGUCUUCCUCCUGCUCAUCGCCAUGGUGGGCCUGGUCGGAGCCGUUCGCCACCACCAAGUCCUGCUUUUCUUCUACAUGGUCAUUCUUUUCAUCGUCUUCCUCUUUCAAUUUGGAGUCUCCUGCUCCUGCCUGGCGAUGAACCGCAGCCAGCAGGAAGCGCUUUUGAACUCCGCGUGGGGAAUGUUGGAGAACAACACCAAGACGGACUUGGAGAGCCAGCUCAACUGCUGCGGGCUGCUCGACGUGGCCAGCAAGCGAGCGCAGUUUGAGCAGGACGUGCAGAGCUGUCCCGCCUUAUGCAAGAAUACGAGUUCAUGCUACACCUGUGGCGACAUGAUGCUGCACCACGCCAGCGAGGCUCUCAAGAUCCUGGGAGGCGUCGGCCUCUUCUUCAGCUUCACCGAAAUUCUGGGCGUUUGGCUGGCGGUGCGCUACAGGAACCAGAAGGACCCGCGAGCGAACCCCAGCGCUUUCCUCUAAGCGCGUCCCUGCGCUCGGGCGGCGCGGCGCGGGACCGGCGCCCUUUCCGACACACCGGUACACCGCGCCGCCGACGCGAGAACGCGCCUCCUCCACCCGAGACCGAGAAGCCACCCGAGCUCACGCCUGGGCGCCGAGGCCCCCUCGCCCGUAACGCCGCACCUCGAAAUGUUCUGCGUGACGAGACCGCGACGGGGCGUGUCCAACAAAACGGCCGCCAUCUUUGUGGAAUCUUCUCAAAGGGCGCGGAAUGGCCACCGCGUGCGCGCGUCCUAUUGGACUGCCCGCGUCUCGCCGCUCGUCUCGCUUUUGCGUGAGAUGGGAAGAAAUCACUGCAAAGUGGCUCGGAAGGGCCCUUGCCCUCAAAUUGCCCGCGGCCUUGCAAUUUGCACCUCUCCACUUUCUGUUGUGCUUCAUGAAAUCGGACUGAUGAUCGCGGGUGAUUAUUGAUGCCGAAAUCUUCAGGGCACGAAACCGCAAUUGCUCAAAGUGGCCAUUUUACGGCGAGUUUGAAACGGCCGACGCCUUUGGACGCUUGUCCGAGCCGCGCCGGCUUCUGGGUGGACUUGGUAGUAAUGCAUCGCAGCGGGUGAGUGGCGCUCCCUCGGGGAAUCUAAUUUCACGGCAUUUGACGAACAGAUGAGAAAAUGUCCUGAUGGGGGAGGGGCGUUCUCCGGAUUUCAAAUUUUCUGUUGGUAGUGUUAAAGGGGAAGCCAAGUCAAAAAUGGUCGUCACAACAGCGCGGUCUUGUCAAAAGAUGAAGUUAGGAUUCAUAUUGCGGUCGUGCGCUACCAAUUUGCCACAAAAUGGCCGCCCCUGCGAUGGAUUUGAAAAAACGGAUGGGUCUGGUUUUGCUGAACUCAUACUGCAUAUAACGCAAUGGAAUGGGCGCACAGAACGUAGUCCUGCAAACAACACUUGACUUCCCCUUUAAGGGAUCAAAAGCGAAAAAAUGGUUUCUUUUCCGUGAGUCGGGCUGUCCGUCGGUUGUCUGAAUCAUUCCAAUUUUGAAGUGUUACUUGUACUCGGCUCGAGGCGGCUCGUUCCCGACCGCGCUUGACAUCUUGACUUGCCCGCCAUCUUUUGUUUCCUCGCGUCACUUCCGGUGAUGAGGGAGGAAGCGAUCGGAACUGCGGAUGCGCUUCCCGCGUUUGCGAUCAUUCGUUCAAUUUGCCGUCCCGAAUCACGACAAAGCCGUUCGAACUGGACAUCUUCCUUGCGCAAGUUGCCGGGAGAUGCAGCCUUUUUACAGACUUUAGUGUGUGCGCGUGUGUUACGUUGCUAUUGAACCCGUGAUUAGACGAUGAGUUGCCAAGCCAAUGGCGUUCAAAUAUUUAUGAACUGCAGCUGAGCCAGCCGUCACAUGAUGUUGGAACUCCAACGGACCGCGGACGUGAUCUUGUACAUAGAGUAAACGUGCUGUCGCGCGACGCCGUCGCUUUGCGCGCUACGUCCCGUCCGAUGCGCCGUCGGGCGGCCCCUUUUUACGUCGCAAGUGGCCCGAGUUUUAGCCGAUCAUUGUCACCUUCUCCGAUUGGUCGUCAAGCGGCGCUUGUGGAAUGAAGUCCUUGCGCCGCUUCUCCACUAGAUGGCGCCAGGAGGGCCAACAACCACCUUUGUCGUCAUUCCCCGCGUGGCCGUGCGCAAACAUCGGCGACGAUCAUCGUCUUGCGUUCAUGCCGCGGAAGCUCCUGACCUUGAUAUCGCUUUGACGGCCAACUCUUACGCUUCGCCCGGUCGCGCGCCGGACAGGCUUUGGCUUCACUCGCACACUUUUGGCUUUUGAAAACAUGGCCGUGGCCUUCAUCUUGUCUUCUUUUUAGUUGAAAUGGGUUGAAGUUUUCUUUUUGACCAGACAGUGGAUUUUUUUGGGCACGGGGGGCGGUGAAGACUGGAGACACCAAACUCCAAAAAUCUGUCUCGGUCGGGCCAUUGGAUGGGAUCGACUUUCUUGUGAAAUGGGACCGUAUGUGUCAGCACAGGUGACAUUUCUUCCCUCUCCACAUAAACGAGAGGAGCCGCUGCGGGCGUCCGCGCCGCUAUGAAAAGCAAGCCCGGCUACGUUCGGCGGAACGGCGACGGCAGCCAUGGUUUUGCGUGGCGUAGCCAACUUUGUUGUACAGCGCGGCGAGGCCUCGCCUCCGCUCCUUUUUCGGCUUUUGUCCUUUAGCGCUCGUCGGUGUUGUUUGAGAAAUGCUUUGUGCAAAUGUGUUUGUGAAAAAUGUCGCAGGUCUAUUUGAAGUUGUCUUUGAUGACCUUUGACCUUGGAGAUGAGAUGAGCGUACACUUUCAUUCCGUGGCUUACUUGAACUUUUUUGCCGCCGCCGCCGUUUCUCCCCUGGCCUUGUGCCGUUGAUUUGUGCUGCCGUUGUAUCCCCCGCCGUCUUUUGGGGACGUCUCAUUUUACAAAUAAAUUUUCACCUUGGUCCGUA